This is a messenger RNA of Sorghum bicolor (sorghum), 567 nucleotides long. Its product is annotated as protein ALP1-like. NCBI's taxonomy places the organism in Eukaryota, Viridiplantae, Streptophyta, Magnoliopsida, Poales, Poaceae. The transcript has 2 exons. The record is from RefSeq and is a predicted model, not a curated record. The coding region runs from base 1 to 567 and encodes 188 amino acids.
AUGGUUGUUGUGGACUUUGAUCUCAAGUUCACUUAUGUCUUAGCUGGCUGGGAAGGGUUUGCUCAUGAUGCACUUAUUCUUUCUGAUGCCAUUGAGAGGCAGGAUGGGUUCACUAUGCCCCAAGGUAAAUAUUACUUGGUGGAUGCUGGGUAUGUAUGCAGAAAUGGUUUCCUACCUCCAUACAGGGGUGUCAGGUACCAUUUGAGUGAGUUUGGGUCUAAUAUGCCUACCAAUGCCCAGGAGCUGUUCAAUCUACGACACUCAUCACUUAGAGUCACAAUGGAGAGGGCUAUAGGUGCACUGAAGAAUAGGUUCAGGAUCUUGGACAACAAGCCAUUUCACAAGUAUAAGACCCAAGUAAAGCUUGUCAUUGACUGCUGCUUCAUACACAACUGGAUCUUGGGGUUUGGUACUGAUGAGCAUGUCCCUUCUGAGGUUGGGUUCACUGGUACUCUGCCUGACCCACAUGAUACUGACAGCCAAGAACAAGACUUUGUACUCAUGGCUGCAAAGAGGGAUGGAAUCUGCAAUGCUAUGUGGGAGGGGAGGGGCACCCAUAGAAUUUGA